AUGGACAAACGGACUGUGUUUAUGAGUUUAGGCAAUCGUGAUUGUAUGGAUAGCACGGAUGAGCAAAUGAUAAACAAUGUUGACGAAUCAAAAGAAUGUCCGUUUAGAUACGAUGCAUUCGGUUGCGAUGAAACGCUGUUUCAUAAUCAAUAUUUUUCGUGUGGCGAUGGCGAAUUUAUAGAUGGAGAAAUAAGAUACGAUAAAUCGCGUCAAGAUUAUUAUUGCGUUAGUUUUCGUGAUCGAAAUUUUUUGUGUGAAAAAGAUUAUCACAGACAUAUGUGGACUAUGGAAAACGGAAACUGUAUAUUAUAUGAUGAUAAUUUUACAAUUGCACCAAAUACAACUCGAAAUAAAUUGUGUUCAUUGUACACACAAUGUAUAUUAACUGACGUAUGUAACUGUACUGAUAACUGUUUAGAUUUAGUUUUCGAUUAUUGUCCAGAUACCGGUUUACAAUUUGGAAAAGUGGUAAAAUAUCCUGUUAGACCUAUUCUAAAACCUUAUUUGAACACAUAUAUACAUGCUGGCAAAUUCGAUUCAUCCUAUGCUCUAGAUAUUACGAUCAGUCAUAGUAUCAAAUGUUUAUGUAAAGUAAAAUUAUCUGAUUUUCGUUGUAAAAUACCUAAUUCAAUUGAAUGUGAAACUGUACGAGAAUAUAUGUCAUAUUCACAGAAUAUAUCGUCGCCGUUAAUUUUAACUGCAUUUAUGAAAAAUAAUCAGUUAUCCGUCCCACACAGCCACGGUCAAAUUAGUUUUCAUCGAUAUUGUGACUCAUUUUGGGAUUUAGACUAUGGAUUUGAUGAGACACCAAGUUUGUAGUCUUCCAUAUAUUACAUAACCUGCAGAAGGAUCAGGAGAUUUAGAAAAUACUACUUAUGAUUUAGAAAUACUCUUUACUUACACUAAAGAUUAUGUAGCCACUUCGCAAGGCUUUUUGUAAUGUCGCUAUUUUGCACAGUAAAAUUCGAUAUUGUAUUCUUUUAAUCAGGCACGGUAUGUGAAGAAAAUCUCUCUUAGUGAGUGAUAGAAUUUUGUCGUUUUCAUUAGUGCAGGCAUCCAGUAAACCGAAAAUCAUAAAAGAGGUUCCGCAGGUCAGGAAGCCAUGUUGACCUAUGCGCAACUUCAUUAUUAAAGAAAACCUUAAAUUAGUCCUUUUAGCCGUUAUUAACUUUUGAUUAUGAGAGAAUUUGUGAGUACAUCGAGAAACUGAGCACAUCAAGAAAAAACUAGUAAUAAGGCUUAACAUGACCAAAGUCAAUUGCAUUUUAAGGUUGGAGACAUUUGAAUUUUACUGGGAAAAACUCAAUAUUGAAAACAUUCGAUAUAUCUACUCAGAAGCCUUAUCACUAAGUUACAGAUACAUUUUAUAAUGGCAGCAACGCUGGAUCACGGGUAAAGCAGGUAAAGUUUAUUCGGAUAUUCAUCCAAGUGUUGACAAAUAUUCCGUCGGAAAAUUUAUGUUGAAAAACCAAUCAUAGUAUCAAAGCUCAACAACCUGAAAUCAAGCUAUAGGUUGUCUAUGAGCGGACGAUCAAAUUUGACCAUUUACCAAUGAGCGAGCCUGAUAUUGAAACAAGAUGUCAUAUUUUCUACCACUGUGGUGCAUGCAAACAAGAAAGAUAAACUCUGCUUGAGAUAAAUCAAAUAAUAUUAAAUAGAGACAUAGACUUAGUUUUAGUAGAUAUCAGAUCACUCAUUGAUAUAGCUGUCUAUUUACAACUAAUGAAUCGCGAAAGGUAUGUUCCAAAAGUAAUAGAUAAAUCCUUCAUUCAACUAUAAAAGUAUACUUGCUACCAUGCUAUGCGUACUGAAAUCAAAAAACGUAAAAUAAAAAUCCUAUCACACAUGAAAGAAAGGAGGGGAG
Didymodactylos carnosus is the source of this 1864-nucleotide messenger RNA. Lineage: Eukaryota; Metazoa; Rotifera; Eurotatoria; Philodinida; Philodinidae. The record is from the annotation of a GenBank genome assembly.